Molecule: messenger RNA, 938 nt
Organism: Prosopis cineraria
Lineage: Eukaryota; Viridiplantae; Streptophyta; Magnoliopsida; Fabales; Fabaceae
Exons: 1
Coding region: 162-800 (212 amino acids)
Source: RefSeq, a predicted model, not a curated record
CAAACCGCAACAACAUCUAAUUCCUUCUCUCUCCGGCCUUCUCCUACCUCUUCCCUCUCCUUUAAACUGCUCUUUUUACCUAAACCAAACCUUCUUCACUGAUAAAUACCAUCACCCUCUACCCUCUUGGACCACUCUCAGUCUUCUUCCACAUACGAAAGAUGCAGCCACACACUGACACGCCCUUUCCUCUCCCGAACGUCUCUGAAGUAACGUGCAUGGACCCGAGCCGGCCGUCGCUGGUGGUGGAGAAGGUCUGCAAGACAGUGCGUUUGAUCUGUUUCCUUGUACAGAACGGGGUCUCCAAAAGCAAGGUCAUGCACGACGUGCACUUCAUGAUUAAGCGAGGCAAGAACUUGGGAAAGACUCUGAAUAACGCCGUCGUCCGACACCACGAAGCCCUGACUUGCCGCUCACGUGACGCGCACAUGUCCUUCGUUUCCCCUAUGGAGUACCAGUUCAGCUGCAGCGGCAGUCCGCCUCGCCUUUCGUACGUUGGCAGGCGGAAGGGCGCCUCUUCCCCUUACACGCGCCGCCAGCACUGCCACGCGCUUCAUUAUUCUCGUGAAACGCCGGCUCACAGGAUCGUAGGACUGUGUCGUGGCGACGAGGACACGCUGGUGGGAUCGGGCCUGCGGCGUUAUUCAAUGGGAGGGCGAGUAAAGAUCACAGGACCCGCUUCCAUGUUAAGCGACGACGUCGUGGAGGAAGAAUACCGUGUGGACGAGGCCGCAGAAGAGUUCAUAGAUAGGUUUUACAGAGAGUUGAGGUUGCAGAAAUGGUUGGAUCACUGUUGCUGAUGUGUGAUCUGUGUGCGCCCCUCUGGCAGUUUGUCAUUGGCCAGGCUCUAAGGCAGUAUGCACUUGAUGAUGAACAGUUAUCUCCCCGCUUCUCGCUGUAAAUUCCAAUUUCUUCCAGAGUUACUAUCAGGUUUAUUA